AUGAAACUCGCAGUUGCUGUAUUGUCAUCGAUCCUGCUUGCCUGCUCAGUUACUAUUGCCAAUCCAAUUCUUCCCAGUGAAACUACAAGCACCGAGUCUAUCACCUCGCCAACUCAUAAUCCAAACGGUAUAGGCUUAGGUGGUCUUGAUCCAAUUCCAAACAUCAUCAAGGAUUUGCUCAACAAGUACAUAGAGCUAGAGCAUGGCCGUGAUGAACAAGAAAAACUAUAUGGCUCGUUAAAACCUCAAUAUGACCAUCAACAUAAACUGGUAAAGCGCUUGAAAAAAAAGAUUCAAGUUUUGGGAUAUAUAUCUCAAACAAGCGGUGACGGUCCAGAAUAUAAUGUUGAAAUUCGGAAGACUAAGCUUGAUUUUGAAAUCCAAAAAUCCAAACUUGCCAAUCUUAAAAAAAGUCUUCAAGGCUGCGAGUCCAAGUAUAGUUAUCUUACAGUUAAAGUAGAGCAAAUCAAUGUAGAGCUUGUGGAUCUCAUUUUUGGAGAAUCUUGGAAUCCUAAAUUAUUUGGUCGCAAACUUUAUGAUAUCAACUCAAAUCCUUUCAUUAGAAGCUACCUUGAAGAACAAUCAUUAGAAUACAACAAGAGUCUUGGUCGAAAACCUAGUGAUCAGCAACAGCGCAAAAAACCUAGUGAUCAACAAAGUCAAGAUUCACAACCAUCACCGGAUACACCAUCUGGAUCUGUAUCUGGAUACUUUGAACAAAGAGUUCCUUCCAAUAAACGGAAAGGUUUUUCCAAGUUUAUGAAUGGAUUGAAAUCACUCUUUCAGCGAUCCAAAAAUGACGAUUCAUCCAAUUGA
Batrachochytrium dendrobatidis JAM81 is the source of this 816-nucleotide messenger RNA. RefSeq lists its product as uncharacterized. The coding region runs from base 1 to 816 and encodes 271 amino acids. NCBI's taxonomy places the organism in Eukaryota, Fungi, Chytridiomycota, Chytridiomycetes, Rhizophydiales. The record is from RefSeq and is a predicted model, not a curated record. The transcript has a single exon.